Molecule: messenger RNA, 264 nt
Organism: Kuraishia capsulata CBS 1993
Lineage: Eukaryota; Fungi; Ascomycota; Pichiomycetes; Pichiales; Pichiaceae
Exons: 2
Coding region: 1-264 (87 amino acids)
Molecular function (GO): RNA binding
Source: RefSeq, a predicted model, not a curated record
AUGAGCUCCUCGGUUAUUCGCAUAGAGCGACUUCCCAGAAAAAUAGCCCAAUCAGACGUUGUCGAUGUGUUCAUACCGUUUGGUGAAAUAAAGGCCGUACAAAUAAACCAGCAACGUGGUUUGGUUGACGUCAAAUACGAACAAGUUGAAGAUGCUGUUGAAGCCAGACUGAAUAUGGAUGGAUUCCUUUACUUUGGCCAACAUCUAAAGGUGAGGGAACUGGAUGAGACCGUGUUCGAUUCCAAACAGAUUCUCUCAGGUUAA